AAAUUGUUCAGCUGAUUACUUUUAACCUCCUGCUACUGCAUUGAUUCAGGAUUUCCUUCCCGUCUUGUUGCAUCGUCGCAGAUUCUUCUAACAUGCUUCUAAGGUACACCUCACUGCAACGGCUGCAACUAAAACAGAAUGAUUUCCUGGUAAAAGACACAUUUGAUUAUUGCUGUAAUAUUGGGAUCUUAUAACCGAUGCGUUCCAUCCAUCCCGGCACAGAACGCUGUUUCUUUCCUUCUUCUACGCACAGAGUCUCUAUCCCUGCCUCUUGGCGCAAGACUGGAAGUCCAUCCUGCACCAGCGCCGACCUAAAAAAAAUUACUCUCACUACUGCACUUGGAACCCACUCCGCUUCCCCCUGGAUCCUCGAGACUGGCCAGAUCAGCACUAAACUCCAUGAACAAUAAGUCUCUUUUUAUAUGUGACUUUAUUUCAGAUAAAACACUGGACAUUCUGUGCUUAACCGAAACCUGGCACAGACAAAACGAUGGUCUCCUGCUUAACCAACUAGCCCCUUCUGGGUAUGGGUUGUUUGACCUUCCGCGUCUCUCAGGCAGAGGUUUGGUGUUACAUAGCAGGAAUCCAGUGUUUUCACCAGUGCCUUAAAGCCAUCUCUCUCAGUGGUUUGGAUGGGUACCAUGUCCUUACACAGGUACACAGUUAUGGUUACCCAGUAUGGAGCGAGCCGGCAGCAUCCAGCUAGAGAUCCCUGACUUCAGUAACUCGGUCCUGUCCCACCUGAAUCAGCUGCGCAUGCAAGGCCGCCUGUGUGACAUCAUUGUCAACGUGCAGGGACAGAGCUUCCGUGCUCACAAGGUAGUCCUGGCUGCCAGCUCGCCCUACUUCCGUGAUCACAUGUCCCUGAGCGAGAUGAGCACAGUCUCCUUGUCCGUCAUCCGUAACCCCACUGUCUUUGAGCAGCUGCUCUCCUUCUGCUACACCGGCCGACUGUGCCUGCAGCUGGCCGAUAUCAUCAGCUACCUGACAGCGGCCAGCUUCCUGCAGAUGCAGCACAUCAUCGACAAGUGCACCCAGAUCCUGGAGAGCAUCCACUUCAAGAUCAGCGUGGCUGACGUGGAGGCCGAGCUGAGCCAGGGAGCGCGGGGUAAGCACCAGGACCGGUCGCUGGAGUCCAGCCGGGGUGGUGCACCCCGCUCUCUCAGCCCACGUCAUGGGAGCCCCCGGGGCAGCCGUCGUAGUGGGGGAGGGGUAAUUGAUGUGAGCCCCCAGAUCAUUGAGCAUGGUGCUUCAGAGGGACUGGGCAAGGAGCCCAUCCUGCGCAUCAACCGGGCCGGCCAGUGGUAUGUGGAGACUGGGCUAGAGGCGGGGCGGGGGGGCGCGCUGGAUGAGGAUGUGCGGGUGGUGGACGGACUGCGGAUCAAGACAGAGCGGCUGGAGGAGUGGAUGGCAGCUGAGACACAGGCCUCCGGGGAGGAGGGAAGCAGUGCUGAGGAAGUGACGGCCAUGAUGAUCGACACCACUGGCCACAGCUCACUCCCCCAGGAGGGCUUCAGCAUGGGGGCUUCAGGAGCCAAGGGCUCCCAGCCCUCCAGCAGCUUCAGCGAAACAGACAGGUUCAGCCCCACUGGCAGUGUGGUGGUGGUGGCGGAGCGGCAGAGAGCCAAGAGCGAGUCUCCAUGGAGGGUGGAUGAUCAGAGACAGCCCACUUCACAGGGCGAGGAGCAGACAGUGUUCGACGUGGGUGGCUAUGAGGAGUACUUGCGCGAGCAGGUAGGCGACCGCUGGUUCCGCUACAAUCCGCGGCUCACCUGCAUUUACUGCUGCAAGUCCUUCAACCAGAAGGGCAGCCUGGACCGGCACAUGCGACUGCACAUGGGCAUCACCCCCUUCGUGUGCCGCAUCUGCGGCAAGAAGUACACACGCAAGGACCAGCUGGAGUACCAUAUCCGCAAGCACACGGGCAACAAGCCCUUCCACUGCCACGUCUGUGGCAAGAGCUUCCCUUUCCAGGCCAUCCUCAACCAGCACUUCCGCAAGAACCACCCUGGCUGCGCCCCCCAGGAGGUCUCACACAGCGCCUCCCCCGAGACCACCGUGCCCUCGCGCGGCCAGAACGAGGACGAGUCUCCCUCGCAGGAGGAAGGGGGCGCAGCCGCCUUCAGCGAGGCGGUGCAGCCUUCGGUGUCCACCACCGGGCCCGACUGAUCGCUCCGAUCUCUGGCCAGGGGGGCGGGGCAGGGAGAGCUGGGGGAGGAGGCGAGUGAGGCUCUGCUCUCCCAGGUGCAAUCCUUGAGCUGUGUUUACAGAAGAGGGGGCCCAGCGCCCUACUCGUAUGUGUGAUGGAUUGGACUGUAUUUUUAUGGCCAGGAGGCCGAAGGCUUUUCUCAGCACACGUAAUGGCAGGAUUCUAGUAAGUUAUUGCCAAAUUUGGUUUUAAGAUUUUUCUCCCAUCUGCCCUCACAAAAUAAAGAUGCACAAGGAAAAAGA
This is a messenger RNA of Lepisosteus oculatus (spotted gar), 2451 nucleotides long. NCBI's taxonomy places the organism in Eukaryota, Metazoa, Chordata, Actinopteri, Semionotiformes, Lepisosteidae. The record is from RefSeq and is a predicted model, not a curated record.